CGCCAGCAGCGAUGCGUAUGCCAACCAAGAAUACUUCCAGAGCUUUCUGCCUAAAUCGUCGAAGCAUUCGAAGCGGCACACAGAGAAAGAGUCAGACAGUUUUGAUCGACGCGAGCGAACCUUAAACGCACGGACGUCACCGGCGUAAUGGAAAAGGUGUCAGCACUGAAAGACAAAGGCAACGCCGCGCUGCAAGAAGGCAAAUAUGAUGAAGCGGUCAAUUAUUACACAGAGGCAAUCGCUUUGGAUGGUAAUAACCACGUAUUGUAUAGCAACAGAUCAGCGGCCUAUGCCAAAGCUGAAAAGUACGAGCAGGCGCUAGAGGAUGCUACGAAAACGGUAGAGCUAAAGCCUGACUGGGUUAAGGGCUACUCUAGAAAGGGUAGCGCUCUCGCGUACCUCGGCAGAUUGGACGAGUCGAUAAAGGCAUAUGAGGAGGGUCUCAAAUUAGACCCUGAUAAUCAGCAGUUGAGGGAGGGCUUGUCCGAAGUGCAGGCGCAGAGGAGUGACGCAAAUCCUUUUAACGCCCCAGAUAUCUUUGUAAAAUUGCGCAGCGAUCCUAGGACUAAAGCGUACCUCGACGACCCUGAGUAUGUUAAACUGAUCCAGGAGCUCAGGAGUAAUCCCAGGGUUCUUGGAGCUAGGCUGCAGGAUAAUCGAGUACUGACGACAUUGAGCGUACUUCUUGGACUGAAUCCUGGAGACAUGGACGAGCCGAUGGAUGUCGACCCGCCAAAGCCUACGAGAGAGACUUCCCAGCCUAAGCAAGAGGCCAAACCCGAGAAAAAAGAGGAUGAGAAUCUUCCCGAGGAGAAGAAGGCAGCUAGGAAAGAGAAAGAACUUGGAAACGAGGCAUAUAAGAAAAAGAACUUCGAGGCUGCUUUAGAACAUUAUAAUAAAGCCAUCGAGCUUGACCCUACGGACAUCACGUAUCGAAACAAUGUCGCAGCAGUUUACUUUGAGCAAAAAGAGUAUCAAAAGUGUAUAGAACAAUGCGAGCAGGCCAUUGAGGUUGGUCGGGAAAAUAGGGCAGAUUUUAAACUGAUAGCCAAGGCGUUCACUCGAAUUGGAAAUGCCUAUAAGAAAUUAGAGAAUUGGAAGCAGGCUAAAGUUAAUUACGAAAAAUCUAUGUCCGAGCACAGAACACCCGAGAUUAAAACCCUCCUGUCUGAUAUCGAUAAGAAAAUCAAGGAACAGGAGAGAAAGGCCUAUAUCGACCCGAUCAAAGCUGAGGAGGAAAAGGAGCUCGGAAAUCAAAAGUUCAAGGAUGGAGAUUACGUCGGAGCAGUAAAACACUACUCGGAAGCCAUUUUGAGAAACCCUGACGAGCCAAAAUAUUAUAGUAACAGAGCAGCCUGCUAUACUAAACUUGUAGCUUUUGACUUAGGGUUAAAAGACUGUGAGAAGUGUGUAGAAAUUGACCCAAAAUUCAUCAAAGGAUGGAUAAGAAAGGGUAAAAUCCUUCAAGGAAUGCAGCAGCAAGGAAAAGCUCUGUCUGCUUAUCAGAAAGCAUUAGAAAUAGACCCAUCCAAUAGCGAAGCGCUCGAAGGCUACCGCUCUUGUACCGUCGCUGUUAGCUCCAAUCCAGAGGAAGUGAGGAAGAGAGCCAUGGCUGAUCCGGAGGUUCAGAACAUCCUCAGAGAUCCGGCGAUGCGUUUGAUUCUUGAACAAAUGCAGAGCGAUCCAAAAGCGCUCCAAGAUCACCUUAAAAAUCCGGACAUUGCGGCGAAAAUUCAAAAGCUUCUUGAAUCCGGACUUGUAGCAAUACAUUGAAAAAGAAAGGAGAAUGGAACAGCCAACAAUAUCUAUAAGAAUUUACCAGCUGUACCCGCCUUAGAAGAUAACAACAUAAUACAAUAUAACAUUCUAUUAUCGCUGUGUUUCUUCAUUACGAUGAGGACGGCUUUACAUUUAGUUAAUGAUACGUUAAUUUUACAAUUUCUAUCGUAUUCUACGUACAAUUGGGUGAAUGAGGUUUUCAACUCCACCGAGUGCUUGCCUUUACUGUUUUGUCUCUUGUAUUGUAUCAUGAUACGAUUGUCGAUUUGCUAGUCAAAUCGGUCAAAUAACGUUUCUCGAUUUUUGCAUAAAAAUGAUCAGAUACGAAUUAUGAAUUUCCCAGUGUCUGAUAUUGGGCAAGUUUUUUGUAUCCGUGAAUAAUUGAGCUAAAGGAAAUAAUAAAUACCUAUUGUCGCAUUGUACUUUA
This is a messenger RNA of Diprion similis, 2206 nucleotides long. RefSeq names its product stress-induced-phosphoprotein 1 (gene Stip1). The transcript is spliced from 3 exons. The record is from RefSeq and is a predicted model, not a curated record. NCBI's taxonomy places the organism in Eukaryota, Metazoa, Arthropoda, Insecta, Hymenoptera, Diprionidae. Bases 148 to 1773 code for a protein of 541 amino acids. Gene Ontology annotation, molecular function: Hsp90 protein binding.